This is a messenger RNA of Dioscorea cayenensis subsp. rotundata (Guinea yam), 3732 nucleotides long. Its product is annotated as E3 SUMO-protein ligase SIZ1. The record is from RefSeq and is a predicted model, not a curated record. The transcript is spliced from 16 exons. Lineage: Eukaryota; Viridiplantae; Streptophyta; Magnoliopsida; Dioscoreales; Dioscoreaceae. Gene Ontology annotation, biological process: protein sumoylation. Gene Ontology annotation, molecular function: SUMO ligase activity; zinc ion binding. The coding region runs from base 445 to 3081 and encodes 878 amino acids.
CUUUUCUAAAGCUCGGAAGAGAAGGAAAAAGAGAGCACAACCCAUCAACGCAAGCGAAUCCAUUGGAGAGAAACUGGGAAAGCCCUACCCACGCCGGCGAGAAGAAGGGCUGCAGUUCCACCUCCCCAAUCCUCAAUCCUCUCUCUCUCUCUUGAAGGAUUUAUAGGGUUUCCAAUCCUUUUUCCCUGAUCGGUGAUCCCCCUUUCCGUGUUCCCCGAUGUUCCAAUUUUAGGGUUUUUUUGGAGCUCUUUAUCCGGAUUUCGAUUGUAUUUUCUUCCGAUUUGGUGAUGAGGGGUUCGUAGGGUUGUAGAUUUUGAUUUGUUUCGUUGUUUUACGGCUGUAUUUUGAGGAAUUUGGGUUGGGAUUGGGUUUGGUCGAGAACUGGUUUUGGUACAUCGCGGCGGUGUUGUUUGGUUUGCUGUCGCGGUGACGGUGGCGGGGGAGAUGGCGGCGGUCGAUUUGGUGUCUGGUUGCAAGGACAAGUUGGCUUACUUUAGGAUAAAAGAGCUCAAAGAUGUUCUGGGUCAGCUUGGUCUUGCAAAGCAAGGAAAAAAGCAGGACCUUGUGGAUAGGAUCUUGGCGGUGCUUUCAGAUGAACAAGUUUCCAAAGCACAACUUUGGGGGAGGAGAAGUUCUAUAGGGAAAGAAGGAGUGGCAAAGAUAAUUGAUGAUACUUAUAGAAAAAUGCAAUCUCCUGGUGCUACUGAUUUAGCAACUAGGAGCAACAGUGGCUCAGAUUUUAAUCACACAAAGCCUAAUCAGGAAGUGGAUGACUCAUACCCGAUGGAAAAGUUUCGGUGUCUAUGUGGCAGUUCAUUGACGACGGAGUCAACUAUUAAGUGUGAAGAUCUACGCUGCUCAACUUGGCAACAUGUUGGUUGUGUCAUAAUUCCUGAGAAACCAAUGGAUGGCGUCUUGCCUGCCCCCCCAACCAGUUUUUAUUGUGAAAUAUGCCGAAUUAACAGGGCAGACCCAUUUUGGGUGACAAUGUCUCAUCCAUUGCUUCCCAUGAAGUUGUCAGCUUGUGGUGUGGCUGCAGAUGGAACAAGUAUAAUACAAACUACGGAGAGAACAUUUAAUUUGACAAGAGUGGAAAGAGAGAUGCUACAGAGAAGUGAAUUUGAUCUUCAGAUAUGGUGUAUUCUUCUAAAUGAUAAAGUUCCAUUCAGAAUGCAGUGGCCACAGUACACUGAACUGCAAGUCAAUGCUAACUCAGUCAGAACUACCAAUAGGCCUGGAUCACAGAUGCUAGGAAUCAAUGGCCGUGAUGAUGGUGCAACGAUCACAACAUGCAGUCGUGAAGGAAUUAACAAGAUUCUAUUAUCAAGUUGCGAUCCUCGUGUAUUUUGUUUAGGGAUCAGAAUUGCUAAGAAGCGGACAAAACAGCAGGUUCUAAACAUGAUACCCAGUGAAGCAAAUGGGGAGCGCUUUGAGGAGGCCCUUGCUCGUGUUUGCCGGUGCAUCGGCGGUGGAACUACCAAAGAGGAUGCAGACAGUGACAGUGACAUAGAAGUUGUUGCUGAUUCAGUCACAGUCAAUCUUCGCUGCCCUAUGAGUGGGUCUCGAAUCAAGACUGCUGGUAGAUUCAAGCCUUGUGUUCACAUGGGGUGUUUUGACUUGGAAACUUUCAUUGAAAUGAAUCAGCGUUCUCGUAAAUGGCAAUGUCCAAUUUGCCUGAAGAACUAUUCUCUAGAGAACAUCAUCAUUGAUCCAUAUUUCAACCGUAUUACUUCAUUGAUGCGAAAUUGUGGUGAAGAUGUGACUGAGAUUGAUGUGAAGCCUGAUGGUUCCUGGCGUGCAAAGAGUGAGGGUGAAUCAAGGGUUCUUGCUCAGUGGCAUCUACCUGAUGGCUCUCUUUGUCCUCCGGCGACUGCAGAAGUUAAACCUAAACUGGAGGUCUUUAAGGCAAUUAAACAGGAAGGCACUUCUGAAGGUCAUACAGGUUUGAAAUUAGGAAUCAAGAAAAACCGCAAUGGAAUUUGGGAGGUCAGUAAGCCUGAAGAGUUAAGCAACUCUCCUGGAAAUCAUCUGGUAGAACAAUAUGAUAAUCCUCGCCAGAAUGUUAUAGCAAUGAGUAGCAGUGCCACUGGGAGCUACAGGGACGGUGAAGAUCCCAGUGUUAAUCAAGAGGGUGGGGGGCCUUUUGACUUUUCUCCUUUUAACAAUGGGCUUGAGCAAAAUUCUUUUCCUGUUAGUUUUGAUGCACAGUAUGAUGUUAAUAGAAUCCCUGUUGCACCAUCCAAAGAUGCAGACGUCAUUGUCCUUAGUGAUUCUGAUGAGGAUAAUAUCACACUUAUUUCUCCUGAAAAUGGAUAUGAGACUGGUCCAGUGGGAACCAAUGGCAUUACCUUUUCUGCCAAUCAAGCUGGAAUUUCAGAAGGGAUGCAAGGAGAUCUCGGUCUCGGGACAAGUGGUACAUCUUGUCUUCGUCUCUUUAGCAAUGGAGUAGAGGAUUUUGAGAUGCCACCCUGGCCAUUGCAACCAGGUUCUCAGGCUGGAAAUGGCUUCCAGCUUUUUGACACAGAAACUGAUGUACCAGCUGCUUUGGCCGAUGGGCACAGUUUUGGUUGCACACCAAUGAAUGGCCACACUUUGGCAUCAGAUGGUGCAUUGGGGGAAACUUCACGAAUCAGGGACCUCCCAACUAGUCGUUCUAAUUCAGAAUUGAAUGGAACACUAGUUGAUAAUCCUUUAGCAUUCGGUAAUGAUGACCCUUCCUUGCAGAUUUUUCUUCCUAGUGGUCCAGCUGGUGUUCCUAUGCAAGCUGACCUGAGUGAUCAUAUUGAAUUCCCAAAUGGGGCACGUUCUGAUGAUUGGAUCUCUCUUAGCCUUGCUGGUGGAGGUGGUAAAAAUGAUAUUGUUCCUACAAAUGCAUUGAAUUCAAGACAAGAUUUUGCUAUGGAGGAGGAUAGGAUGGAGACAUUAGCCAAUACAGCGUCUUUGCUGAAGAGCGUGGACAAUAACCUUACAGAUAAUGUUACUUCAAACCACAAAAGAUCAGAAAACUUCUUCACACACCAGCGUCAGCAACGUUCUGUUAAGUCUCGCCUCUACCUAUCAAUAGACACUGAUUCAGAUUAACCAUGUGAUGAUGGUUUCAUGGAGUGAGUGUUUCUUGUCGGUCUGCAUGAAUGGCCGCCGAUCCUGUGCUUUUGCAUUACCAUCCUUCUACCAAAUGUCAAAGCUUCUUCCCCCCCAACACACAAGAACAAAAAGUUGCAAUGCAUAAUCACCUAGUUCCACCAUUGAGCUUGAUGAAGAUCAUUCCGAUACCGUCAACCUUCAGAAAUUGGUGUGUUUGUAACUGCUCUUCUUCGCCUAACAAAUUACAAUAGCCCUCCAUCUUGACCAGGUGAGUGCUUCUUUUUUGACUCAAUUUACAACCAAGCUGUGGUUGUUCCAUAAGUUUUGUACAUUAUUUCAUAGAAAUGGAGAAACAAAAGUGAGAAAAAUAUGGAGGGCCAUGGCCAUCCCUGGUGUAAGCCGAAAUUGACGGGAAGGGCUUGUGUAUCUAACGCACCCCCGGUUUGAGCUGAUGUAAAUUCAUAUGCUUAUUUAGAUGACUGUUGAAAUGCUAUAAGGAACAACAGCCUUAGCCGCUGCAAAUUGUUGCCAGAAUUCUUGUGUUCAUUCAGACAGUGAUGCUGCAAAGUUGUAGUGAAUGUCCAUCAUAAAUGAAAUAUUUCCCUAUAAUGAGAAAAACAUAAAAUGGUACAGUUUUGUUGUACCUUA